This is a messenger RNA of Trypanosoma conorhini, 2394 nucleotides long. RefSeq lists its product as uncharacterized. The coding region runs from base 1 to 2394 and encodes 797 amino acids. Lineage: Eukaryota; Euglenozoa; Kinetoplastea; Trypanosomatida; Trypanosomatidae. The transcript has a single exon. The record is from RefSeq and is a predicted model, not a curated record.
AUGCUGCCCAUCGUGCAGGAGUACAUGGCCCAGUGCGCGCAGCGGCGGGAGGAGCCGUACUACGGCUUUCUUGAGCGUGCGGGGGCCGGCGAGAUCGUGACGGACCUCGACUUUGCCCCGCAACAGGCCGUGCGGGUGUUUGCGGCGACGCUGCUGCGCUGCGGACCACGCUCUAUCGCGGCAAAGGGGCCGAAGCUGCAGGUCUUGGCGUUGCGCUACGACUCGAACAAGGGCAUGCACCACCCGCCGCGGCAGUCGCGGCGCAGGCUGUCGUACGCGGUGCUGCUGGCGCAGCGGCUCCCCGAGGACGUCAUCGUGGCGCCGCAAAACCGGCCGCUGCUGCGCAGCCUCAUUGACGGCGUGCGGGUGGCGUGCAUGACGUACACGCGCCACCUGGCGCGGGUGGAGCUCUGUGGCCUGCCGCUGGCGCAGGUGCGGGAGGUGGCCGCGAGGUUGUUCGACGUGCUGAAGCACUGCGAGUUGCUGCGGGUGCUCAAGCUGAACAAGUCGCGGCUGACAGACCAGCUCUUCACGCGGCUCACCACGACGGUGAACACGUUCCCCGCGCUGAAGGAGGCGCACUUCUCGGAGUGCGGCCUCACCGACGGCAGCGCCCACGGCAUCCACUCCAUCAUUCUCCUCAACCGCGGCAGGGAGCAGGGCGGGGCCUGGCGCGCCUCGCUGCGGGACGGCGGCGGCGGCGGCGGCCCCUGCAGCAGCAGCCACGCCGCAGCCCCGGCCUGGGGUUUAGAGGCCCUGGACCUGUCGGGGAACUCCCUGGGCGACGCCACGCUGCGGCGGCUGGGUCUCGCCAUCGCGCACGACGCCUCGCUGCGCGUGGUGGACAUGAGCCGCAACGCCGUGACUACCGCCGGACUGAAGGAGUUUCUGCAGCAGGGGACGCUGCAGGCGAGCGCCGUGGCGUCGCUCGACCUGUCAAAGAACCUGAUAGACACACAGGACACCUACCUCGUCGGGGACGGCUUUGCCUGCCAGCACACGUACGCGGAGCAGCUGCUGCUCACCCGCGUGGAGCCGCGGGAGGGGCGUGGGAGUGGCGGCAGCGGCAGCGGCAGCGGGGUGGCCCCGGAGGACGCUGGCGAGGCGCCGCGUCUCCCCACGCCGCCGAUUCCCUCGCUGACGACGACGCCGGUGCCUGUGUCGGCGGUGGGGGCGCCGCUGGAGCUUCGCCGGCGUACUCCGCCCUCCGAGGACAACGCCGGCAGCGGCGGCAGCGGGCGCGAGGCUGGGAGGCCGCGUGGCUCAAGCCCCGCCGUGGCGUGGGAGGCCGAGGAGGAGGGCGCGGAGGCGCGUUCGCGGUGGGUGGCGGGGGAAGUCGCGGCGGCGCGGUCGCGCCCCUCCCGCGGCGGCACGCGGACCCCCUCCUCCACCACGGCGGACCGCUGCAGCACCGCCAGCCGCCGUAAGCCGGACCCCCGGGCGUCGGAGCCGCCGCGGCACUCGCAGGCAGAGCCGGGGAGAGGGCAGGAGCUCCCACCACCGCCGCAGCUGCCGCAGGGCGCCAUGCCGUUCUUCCCACCGCUUCUGUUCCCUCCUCCCACCACCAUCGGCGGCGAUGACGGCCACCACCCGCAGCCGCAGCAGCAGUGGUGCGGUGUCCCGCUGUACGUCCCGGUUCCGGUGUCCUCCCUUGGGCCCACGGCGGCGACGCUGCCGCGCCCGCGAUCCACGCGGGACGCCGCCGUGGGGACCUCUUCGCUGUCAGACACGCAACCGCGCAGCCCGUCCGGCUCCUCCACGGGCGGGACUCUGGCCGUGUGCGGCGGCAGCCCGCACUCGGACCCGGACGGCGUGGUGCAGGAGCCGACGCGGGGCGGAAGCGACGGCGCCAACGCCUUUGCGAAGAUGAUGCUGGAACCCCUGCAGACCGGUGCGUGGGACCAGGCGGACUGGCGCAGGAACGAGCAGCGCUUCCUGGAGUCGCUGAUUCUGCGCGUGGAGUCCCACGAGACGGCGACGACCGAGACGCUGGAGCGCAACUACCAGGCAACGCGUGACCGCCUCGACGCGGUGCAGGCGGAGUUCGCGCGACGGCUGCAGGAGCUGCUGGAGGAGCAGCGGGCGGAGUCGCGGCGGCUUCGCGGGGAGCUGCGCAAGAGGCUGCCGAGCGAGCAACCGCAGGAGGAGGGGCCGCAGCAGCAGGACCCGGAAGCCGCCAUGGCGGAAGAGCUGGCGCAGCUCAUCCAGACAGGGAUGAGGCGCAUCCACGAGCAGAUGGAGAGGCCCGGCGCCGCCGCUGCUGCUGCUGCUGCUGCUGCGGCGUCGUUUUCCCACACGACGACCUCGGCGGCGGCGGCGGGGGACGGCCUGCUGCAGUCCACGCAGGCUUACCUCCGCGCGGUCAAGGAGCGCCUGGGCAGUCUGGGCUGGUGA